Messenger RNA from Aspergillus wentii DTO 134E9, 1305 nucleotides. RefSeq names its product inositol polyphosphate multikinase. Gene Ontology annotation, biological process: phosphatidylinositol phosphate biosynthetic process; inositol phosphate biosynthetic process. Bases 1 to 1305 code for a protein of 434 amino acids. The record is from RefSeq and is a predicted model, not a curated record. Lineage: Eukaryota; Fungi; Ascomycota; Eurotiomycetes; Eurotiales; Aspergillaceae. Gene Ontology annotation, cellular component: cytoplasm; nucleus. The transcript is spliced from 2 exons. Gene Ontology annotation, molecular function: inositol hexakisphosphate kinase activity; inositol-1,4,5,6-tetrakisphosphate 3-kinase activity.
AUGCCACCGUCUUCGAAAUCAGACGGUUUGAAGACGGAAAAGUUGGACAGUGAGAGCCUUGUCGCGUUUGAUCACGCCGCUGCUGGACAUGACGGCGUUCGCUGUACCCCCUCAGGCUCCUUGAUCGCAAAGCCAUGCACUCCCGAAGAAGUGGCUUUUUAUGAAUCUACCGCCCUCCAUCCAGAAUUUCGGGAGUUUAUCCCCAUAUACAUCGGUACACUCUCUGCCGCCGACCAACAACAGCCUUUUGCGCUCGCUGCCGCGCAGCAAUCCGGGGCUAUCGUGCUUCCCGGAUCGGAUUACUCGCCAACAUCGGAUACUCAAACCGUUACGGGGACGCCAUCGUCUAGCGCAACACCAUCUACAGAGAAAGCUCCCGCUGCGAAAGAGGAAGGUUCAUGGGUGCCUUCUGGUGGACGAAAGCUUGAAACGGGUCUAUCGGUCGUGCUGGAGAAUGUGGCUUCUGGAUUCAAGAGACCAAACGUGCUGGACGUGAAGCUUGGGGCAAGAUUAUGGGCUGACGAUGCCCCUCCAACGAAGCGAACAAAGUUGGAUGCCGUUUCAAAGGAAACAACCAGCUCCGGUCUCGGAUUUCGGAUCGCCGGCAUGAAGGUGUGGACCGGUGUGAAUGGGGAAACCGACGAAGGAGGGCACACUGAUCCAUAUGCGACCAAGUAUGAGGGAGCAGAAGGCGCAAAGGGUGAAGUCAUUGAGAAAAAUGGCUACAGGCGCUAUGACAAGUGGUACGGGCGAUCAUUCAACGAUAAUAAUGUCAAAGAAGGUUUCGAAACGUUUCUUGCUGGAGCAAAAUCUGGGAACGUCGAUCGUUCCAAGCUUGUUGCUAAGAGAUUGGCGGGCGAGUUAAGGAAAGUGCGGCAGGUUCUGGAGUCGGAAGAGAGUAGAAUGUACUCCUCGAGUGUCUUGGUUGUUUAUGAAGGAGAUUCUGAAUCGAUGGAGCACGCACUCGAUGAGGAAAAGAAGGCCAUUGAGAACCAACCAGAAGAAUCCGAGCAGGAUGAGGAGGAAGAAGAAGACUUGGACUUUAAUGGUUCUCUCGAGUUGCUGGAUGUCAAGGUCGGGGAAAACGGCAUACCACACCAGACAAUCAAUAUCAACAUCGAUCCAGAAACAGCACAACAUUUUGAUCUGGACGAUGAGGAUGAAGAAGAGGCCCCAAAGGUCCACGAUCUUCGCCUGAUUGACUUUGCCCACGCCAACUGGACGCCUGGUCAGGGACCAGAUGAGAAUGUCCUUAAGGGAGUUCGAAGCUUGAUAAAAAUCUUCGAUGAGCUUGCGCAGGACUAA